Molecule: messenger RNA, 1029 nt
Organism: Jatropha curcas
Lineage: Eukaryota; Viridiplantae; Streptophyta; Magnoliopsida; Malpighiales; Euphorbiaceae
Gene: HVA22K
Product: HVA22-like protein K
Source: RefSeq, a predicted model, not a curated record
ACGAACCCCCUGGUUUAGAGGGAACAAAGUUUCUGUUAUGAGAAUUGAUAUUUGAUAGUAGCGCGAAAUUUCCCCUGCAAAAAUCCUUAAACAAAACAGAGAAAUUCCUCCAUUGUAAUAAAUUCUCUUUAUGCUGAUUUCAUUUAUGGAAUGGCUUUUCUCGGAUCCAAUAUAACAAGCGAGGUUGGGUUGCGGUUACUUCUCUGCCCACUUGGUUCUAACAUUGUAGUUCGAACAGCAUGCUGUUCUGUGGGAGUUGUUUUACCCGUAUACUCCACUUUCAAGGCCAUUGAGAAGAAAGAUCAAAAUGAGCAGCAAAAGUGGCUAAUAUACUGGGCAGCAUAUGGUUCCUUCACCCUUGUAGAAGCAUUUGCAGACAAGUUGAUCUCUUGGGUUCCAAUGUAUUACCAUGUGAAGUUCGCAUUCCUAGUGUGGCUUCAACUCCCCCUUUCUGAUGGUGCAAUGCAAUUGUACAAGAACCACCUGCGUCCAUUCUUCUUGAGACAUCAAGCUAGGGUUGAUCUGCUUGUGGGCUUGACAUAUGGUGAGAUGGUCAGAAUUAUCAGCAAACACCAAGCAGAAAUUGAAUAUGCUAGGGCUAUACUUUUGAAGAUCACAGGCCCAGCUGACCAAACGUCAAAACGUGAAUCUGAUCUGUCAGUAGAGCACCUAGCAAUUGAAGGCGAGACAAGGACAAGCACAGAUACUGAAUCUGAUUUUGAUGAUUAACUCCAUUUAUGUUGUUCAUUUACAUGAUUUCAUAUCCUCGUAUAUUCUAUGAAGGUAGCUCCCUGGCACACCUCUGUCAGUUGCAGUAGUCUCCGAACUCAAUCGGCAGAGAACUUCUGAUUGUCUAUGGUGGCCGGAUAUGGGUCACAAAAAGUAGUGCAAUUUUUUAGCAAGAAAUUAUAAUUUUUUGUCACCGGACUGCGGAUGGUUUGUUAUGUAUUCCUUGUAAAAGAUCAUCCACUUGAAAAUUUGUCUAAUAGUAGGCAAUUCUAUUUCCAAUUAAAGUCGUUACCUUCUCUA